This is a messenger RNA of Phodopus roborovskii (desert hamster), 2623 nucleotides long. RefSeq names its product DNA fragmentation factor subunit alpha (gene Dffa). NCBI's taxonomy places the organism in Eukaryota, Metazoa, Chordata, Mammalia, Rodentia, Cricetidae. The coding region runs from base 53 to 1051 and encodes 332 amino acids. Gene Ontology annotation, biological process: regulation of apoptotic process; apoptotic DNA fragmentation; apoptotic process. The transcript is spliced from 6 exons. Gene Ontology annotation, molecular function: deoxyribonuclease inhibitor activity. The record is from RefSeq and is a predicted model, not a curated record.
GGUGUCCGAGACCCGGGAAGCGGCUCUGGGCUGUCAGGUCGCACUUUUGAGGAUGGCGCUGUCGCGGGGAGCCAGCGCCCCGGACCCGGACGAUAUCCGGCCUCUCAAGCCGUGUCUGCUGCGCCGCAACCACAGCCGCGAUCAGCACGGCGUGGCGGCCUCCUGCCUGGAGGAGCUGAGGAGCAAAGCUUGUGAAAUCCUGGCCAUUGAUGAGUCCUUGACACCAAUCACGCUGGUCCUGGCAGAGGACGGUACCAUAGUGGACGAUGACGACUACUUCCUUUGUCUCCCUUCCAACACCAAGUUUGUGGCCUUGGCCUAUGAUGAGAAGUGGACAUACAACAAUUCGGAUGGAGGAACAGCCUGGGUUUCCCAAGAGUCCUUCGAUGCCGACGAGACAGACAGCAGGGUAGGGGUGAAGUGGAAGAGCCUGGCCAGACAGCUGAAAGAGGAUCUGUCCAGCAUCAUCCUCCUGUCAGAAGAGGACCUCCAAGCCCUCAUCGACAUCCCAUGUUCAGAGCUGGCUCGGGAACUUUGUCAAAGCUGUGCCACUGUCCAAGGGCUACAGAAUACACUGCAGCAGGCGCUGGACCAGAGAGAGGAGGCCCGCCAGUCCAAGCAGCUCCUGGGACUUUAUCUCCAGGCCUUGCAGAAGGAGGGCAGCAGCUUGUCCAACCAGGAAGAGUCCAGAGUUGCCCUCAGUGAAGAAGACUUGGAUGCGGUUGACACGGGCAUCAGCAAAGAGAUGGCUUCAGACAUGGCACUGACAAGCCGCAUCCUUAAGGCACUGAGGGAGAACCCUGCGCCAGAGCUGAGUUUAUCUAGUCAGGAUUUGGAGUUGGUCUCCAAGGAGGACCCCAGAGCCCUGGCUGCUGCUUUGAGCUGGGACAUAAAGAAGGCAGAAACAGCCCAGCAGGCCUGCAACACGGAGCUCGCCCUGCGCCUACAGCAAAUGCAGAGCUUGCGUUCACUCAAGAAUUUUUCGUCGAGGAAGAACGCACCACCUGGGGGACAGCAGAGUCCCAAACGAGCGAGACAGGAUCCCGAGUAGCUCCACCAGAAGCCACAUUGCUCAGGAGAACCCUUGGUUUUGUUAUCAAACAACUUCCCCUUGUCAUUUUGCUACCUACAUCCUACUCUACCUCCUGCUUCCAGGGUGCUCUUCUAGCACACGUGUCUUCUACCCCCCCCCCCCCGAAAAGCUGCCCCGGUCUGUAUAAUCAAUGCCCUUCUACCUCCUUUUAAUAUAAAAAGAAUUUUUUAUUUUUAUUUUUUGAGUCAGGGUUUCCCUGUGUAGCCCUGGCUGUCCUGGAACUCACUCUGUAGACCAGGCUGGCCUCGAACUCACAAAGAUCGGCCUGCCUCUGCCUCCCAAGUGCUGGGAUUAAAGGCAUGCAUCACCACCGCCCAGCCAGAUUUUCAUUUUUGUUUCUUUUAGGAGUGUUUUGCAAGCAUGUAUGUCUAUGUACCACAUGUGUACCUCCAGUCCAUGAAGGCCAGAAGAGGGUGUCAGACCCCCUGGAACUGGAGUUACAGAUUCUGGGUGCUGUGGAAGAGUAGCUACUGCUCUGAGCCACAGAGCCAUCUCUCCAGCUCCCAGAAUGCACUUAUCGUAUAGUAGGCCUCAGGCCCCUUGUCAAAGGCUGAGAAAACUUGUCAUACUUAGGACUCAUGUCCUUAUUCUACAACUUGAAUAGUAGAGUUUCAGACACAGAUAAUGGUAAAGAAAAGGCUAACAGUGGCUGUGGUCAUGAGCUUACUUCUCAAGUUAAGGAAUGUUGGUUUAAAGGCAUAUACUGCAUCUCUGCAGACCCCAGGGAAUGCAUUCGUAACCACACUUCUAAUAUCUGACUCAGUGCUGUGAAGCCAUGGACACUGAAACGCCUUUCCGUUUCCUAAUAUGCUUUGCCAGCAGCGGGUAGAAAGUGUAACUAAGUCAGCAGCGGGUAGAAAGUGUAACUAAGUCAUUCCUAUGCUCUAUGGCUCCAGGGCUAUGAGGAGCAGCUCGCUUCUGGCUUUUCUCUCAUUUCUGCUGAGACUUCUGCAAUCUACAGUGCAGUGUGCCUUCAGGGAAAGGACACUUAGUUACGGGGCCUUUGACUUAUGUACGCUGGGAAGAAAACCAUGCUGUCUAGAGAUGCAUUCCCAGUUACCUUUCCUUCUGUGUAUGCGUGUGUGCAGGUUCUGGGUGCUAAGGCCUCAUAAGUGGUGAGCACUUGCCCCCUAAUGAGCCAUGCUCCCCAAGCCUCACAUUAGCCAGUUAAGCAAAGAAAUGUAGUAUUAAGUCUUGGGGUGAAGGUGGGGUGCAGAAGACAGAUGACAACUGUUUCCUCGUCUACAGCGGGAGUCAUGUCCGUCAGCAGCUUUUACGUCUCAUAGUGUCUUACACUCAGUUCCUGCGCCAGUGCCACCAGCUCCAGAGUCUUUGGUUUUUUGUUUGUUUUUCAAGACAGGGUGUCUCUGUGUAGCUCUGUAGACCAGGCUGGCCUCCAACUCACAGAGAUCCUCCUGCCUCUGCCUCCCGAGUGCUGGGAUUAAAGGCAUGUGCCACCACCACUGAGCCCUCCGAGUCUUUGUGAUGCCUCUUAGUCUUUAAAUAAAGCCACCGCUAUGAUGCCUCUCA